AUGACCGCCAUGUUUGUAACGCUGUUGAACCAAAGUGAAAUAUAGUUGAGUUCCUAUCACUGUUGUAUUCCCUGCCCCCCACAUUUUUGGUGCCGGGAGCAGGAUGGAAGAAUUACCGAAACUACUAGCCUCUAGAAGAGCACACAAGGCGUAUUUAACCAAGUUAAGACACAAAAUCGACAAGACUGCAAAAGGCACAAUUACCCACAAUGAGAUUGCUCUACUCAAGUCGCUCGUCGACCUGAAUCUGAUUACACCGCCGCCAGUGAGUACAUUCCACACUAGUCAUUUACCUAAACUUGUAUUGCCAUCGUUUGAUGGCAACCCGCUUGAAUAGCAAUCGUUUUGGGACGCUUUCCGGUCUGCAGUACACGAUAACUCUUCAAUCAGUGAUGUUCAAAAGUUCAAUUAUUUGAGAGCACAGUUACGCGACGGAGCUGAUAGAGUCAUUGGCGGGUUGCCAUUAACCAGUGCUAAUUAUGCUAAGAGUACCCAGUUAUUGAGAGAUACAUUCAACCCCACAAGAUCAUCAAUGCACACAUGGAGGCACUGCUCAUCCUUCCAUCACCCACUGACCAUUUAAGUAGUUUGAGGCUUUUCUACGACUCAGUUGAGACACACAUCAGGGGACUUGAAUCACUACGGAAGAAAACAGAAACAUAUGGAGAUAUUCUUGGCCCCAUCAUUCAGAAAUUACCUAAUGGAAUUAAGAGGAAUCUAGCAAGACAAAAUGGAAGGAGUGGCAGCUUGAUAAUUUGCGCAAGGCAAUCUUGAAUGAAAUUGAAAUCUUAGAAGCAGGUCAGAACAGUUCUAGUGAUUAUGAACUCAGUAGCAACUCAACAACUGCUGCUACUGCUGCAUUUCUCACAACUUCAAAGCCACAUACACCUGUUCUCCCUCCUCCCACUGAUCAGCACCCACCAAGCGAACAUGCCUUUUCUGUAAGGGCAAACAUUGCCCAAAUGAUUGCAAUGUCAUGACAGAUAAGGGAAAGAGAUACUCCAUUGUAGGUGAUGCAAUCGUCAUUCAGUAUCCAAAUGCAAGUCACUGAACCGAAGCAAGGUAUGCCACCGAAAGCAUAAUACCAGUCUUUGUCAAAAUGUAGAACCACCUCCAGUGUCAUCCACUGAACCAGCAACUACAAACAAGAUUUCAGGCGCACACAUCACAGACAAGACUGUAGCACGUUCAGUCUCAGCCUACCACAUUGGUGAUUCUGACAGACACACGCCUGUUCCGCUGAAAACAGCUGUUCCUUCUGUUAGAAGUCACAACAACCACAUCAGUGCGCACAUUCUAUUCGACGAAGGCUCUCAAUGCUCCUUCAUUAAAUCAGAUGUAGCGACCAAGCUUGAUCUGAAACCAGAAAAGCAAGAGACAAUAUCUCUGUCAACUUUUGGUGGGAACACAUCAUCUGUUAAACGCAUUGACACUGCUACCAUUUAUCUCGAAACUGCUCAAGAGGAGACCAUGCCCAUUCCCAUGAUCAAUUGUGCCAACAAUAGCUGCACCGCUCACUACUUACACUGGAGCCAACGUACGGGACUUGCCACAUCUAAAGGGACUGUUAUUAGCACAAAUUAAAGUUGAUGAUUAACCUUUCACGGUUGAUAUUCUAAUCCGUGCUGAUCAUUAUUGGGACAUUGUGGAAAGCGAAGUUAUCAAGGGUCCAGGUCCCACAGCAGCCAAAUUAAAGAUAGGGUACCUCCUCUCGGGCCCCCUCUCUAACAGUAACCAAUCAGAGAACCUCAACACUUCUAUUUUAAAUGUUGUGACUAAGCAUCAUCAAGAACAAUUUGAUUUGGAAUGUUUCUGGCGAAUUAAAUCAGUUGGUGUUCAGCCAAACUCCUCAGAAGAAAUGUCAGAUGCCUCUCUGAAGUAUUCUCAAGACUCGUCUAUCAUCUUGGAGGAUGGCCGGUAUGUAAAUGUAAAUGUAAAUGUAAAUGUAAUUUGUUUACCCACGGAGCACCAAGGAGUUUACAGAACUCGUUCAGAAAUGUCCGUGCAUUCAAGGAUCUCAUUAGAAUUUGAGAAAUGUUGGUUUUUGAGGAGAGGGGAAAACCGGAGUACCUGGAGAAAAACCUCUUGGAGCAGAGAAGAGAACCAACAACAAACUCAACCCACAUUUGACGCCGGGUCCGUGAAUUGAACCCGGGACACAUUGGUGGGAGGCGAGCGCUCUCACCACUGCGCCAUCCCUGCUCCAGGUACAGUGCAAAGUUACCAUGGCAACCAGAGCGUCCCCCUCUACCAUCAAAUGCAGAAAUCACUAAGCACAGAACCUGCUCCAUGAUCAGAAAACUGACUGCAGAUCCUGAGAACCUACGCAUGUACAAUGACAUCAUCCAAGAACAACAGUCUCGAGGCUUUAUUGAAAGGGUGAACAAUCCAGAUAUGACCAACAGAGUGUGUCAUUACAUACCUCAUCAUGCUGUCCUCAAGGACUCUACCACAACUCCCCUACACAUUGUGUACGACUGCAGCUUCAAACAAGGUGAACAACCCAGCUUGAAUGAUUGCUUACAGCCAGGCCCUCCACUUCUCAAUGACCUUAAUGGCAUACUUCUACCCUUCCGUCUCCACAAGUAUGCCAUAACUACAGACAUUGAAAAGGCAUUUUUACAUGUAAACCUAGACCAAGCCAAUCGAGAUGCCAUGCAAUUCUACUGGCUAUCUAAUACAGGUGACCCAGAGAGUGAACUCAUUGUGUACGGAUUCAAGUCUGUUAUGUUUGGUGCCACAAGUUCCCCCUUCAUCUUAAACGUCAUCCUCAACAAGCACCUCAUGCAGUCUACAGACCAAGUCAGCAUGGAUAUGCUUAGGAAUCUGUACAUGGACGACCUCACCUCAGGAAAAAGCGAUGAUAGUUCAGCAGUCAACUAUUACCAAGAUGCCAGGAACAAGAUGUCACCAGUGGGCUUCACCCUCAGGUCAUGGAGUUCAAACAGUCCUGGUGUUCAAUGUCUUGCAGCCAAGGAUCAAGUCCUUGACACCAGCCCAACUAGGAAGGUGCUUGGCAUGCUUUGGAACAUAACUUCAGACACAUUACGAUUCUCAUGCAAACAAGCAACCUCUACCCCUUCCUGGUCAACCAAGAGAGAGGUCUUUCAAGAAACAGCAAAGGUCUUUGAUCCACUUGGCUUACUUCAACCAGUCACCGCUGCUGCUAAGAUUCUAAUACAAGAACGGUGGAAGGAAGGGAUUGACUGGGACGACCUUCUUCCACCUUCUCUUGAUCAAAAAUGGCAUGCUGUAGCAAAGGAGAUAGGAGAUGCAACCAAACUUGAGUUCCCGCGUCGCUACUUCACUUCUGAUGUCUCUGUCGAUAGCAGUGGUACAGAACUACAUGUUUUUGCUGAUGCAAGCCAAAAGGCUUAUGGAGCCGCUGCUUACUUUGUACGUGAAAACCAGUCGUCGCUAGCCAUGGCAAAGUCGCAUGUUGCUCCAACAAAGAAGAAACUCACCCUUCCAGAGCUGGAACUUAUGGCAGCUUUAACAGCUGCAUGUUUAGCUUCAUAUCUUCAUGAACAAGUACAAGUUACAAGAGUCACAUUGUGGUCUGACAACCAAAUUGUACUUCAUUGGCUCAAUAGCACCAAGUUGCUGAAGCCGUUCAUCAACACUUGCAUCCAAGAAGUAAAGAAGCUGACAUCUAUUCCCAACUGGAAGUACUGCCCUACAGCUGAAAACCCCUCCGAUCUUCUCACAAGAGGGAUAACAGCACAUCAACUGAAGAAUUCUUCACUGUGGAAACAUGGUCCCAUAUGGUUGCCAAACAGAUCCCAGUGGCCCUCGUGGCCUACAACAGAGGUUCUCCACUUAUCAGCCACUGAAAGCUCUACUGAUGGGCCUUCCGCAGACAGCACAGUUCCUGUUCAACAACAAGGCCUUCAUCGCCUGAUCAAUCCAUCAGAUUUCAGCAGUUUGCCAACGCUUCUCCGUGUUACAGCCUAUGUUUUCAGAUUUGUACAGCUUCUCCAGAAGAAAGUCAGCCAACAAGGUCCAGUUACAGCUAUGGAAUAUGAUCAAGCCAUGACAGAAUGGGUGAAGAAUCCUCAAUCUGUUGUCUUUCAUGCUGAAGUUGACAGCCUCCCCUCAAAGUCACGACACCGAACAACUUUGGUGUGUCAACUUUGCCUUUUCCCUGAUGACGGUGGUCUUCGACAUUGUGGCGGGAGGAUACACAACCCACCUUUAAGUGGCAAUGCCAAAUUUCCUCUGCUGCUACCAAGUAAAGACCACUUCACAGAUCUAGUAUUUCACUCCACCCAUGUCAAGCAGCUUCAUGCAGGUGUCAACUCAACACUCACCACCCUGCGUCAAAGUUACUGGGUUCCUUCUGGCCGACAACACAUCAAAACCUUAAUUGACAAAUGCGUAACCUGCAGAAGGGUUUCAGGAACAGCCUACAAUGCACCAGACCCACCACCCCUUCCCAAGUCAAGAAUGCAACAAACACAACCCUUUGAGGUCACAGGAGUGGACUACACUGGAGCUCUGUAUGUUCGAAAUGCUGGAAUUGAAACAAAGGUCUACAUGUGUCUGUUUACAACAACCAGGGCUAUUCAUCUUGAAGUUGUUGAAGACUUGACUGUUGAGGCCUUCUUACUCACCUUUCGCAGAUUUGCAAGUUGCAAAUCUGUUCCAAGGAAACUAAUAUCUGACAAUGCCUCAACAUUCGUAUCAGCGAACAAUGAACUAAAGGAACUGUUUCAAUCUCAUGCGCACAAGGAAUCACUCACUAUGGAAGGCAUUGAACGGUCACAUAUGUCUGUUUGUUUGUACAACAACCAGGGCUAUUCAUCUUGAAGUUGUUGAAGACUUGACUGUUGAGGCCUUCUUACACGCCUUUUGCAGAUUUGCAAGUCGCAAGUCUCUUCCAAGGAAACUAAUAUCUGACAAUGCCUCAACAUUUCUAUCAGCGAACAAUGAACUAAAGGAACUGUUUCAAUCUCAUGCGCUCAAGGAAUCACUCGCUAGGGAAGGCAUUGAAUGGCUAUUCAUCCCAAAGAAGGCGCCUUGGUACAGCAGGUUUUGGGAACGCCUCAUCGGUCUUACCAAGUCCACCAUUAAGAAGGUACUCGGCAGAGCUGCAGUCAACCUGUGCACUCUUCAAACAAUUGUUCUUGAAGUGGAGGCAAUUCUUAAUGAUUGCCCCCUAACCUAUGUUUCCUUCGACAUUAAGGAUGAAGAGGCAUUAACCCCCAUGCAUCUACUUUAUGGCUGACGAAUCACGUCACUACCACAUCCACUAGUAGAGAGGGACGAAGUGAGUGAUCCCACCUACCAAACAAACAUAGAUCUCCUGAGGAAGGCAAAACGUGUCACCUUACUGAUUCAACACUUUUGGCAACGUUGGCGUCACAAGUACCUCACCUCCCUCCGAGAGUUCCACAAAGGUUCAGGAAUCAACAUGGAAUCCGUGAAGGUUGGCGAUGUAGUUCUAAUCCACGAUGACAACCUGAGAGUAAACUGGAAACUAGCACUUGUCACAUCCAUUAACAGAGGUCACGAUGGACUUGUACGUUCUUUCAAUUUACGUACUGCUAAUGGAACAACAAACCGCCCCAUAACAAGAUUCCACCCUCUAGAAGUUCAAGCCAAGGAAGUACGGUGUCCCACAGAAGACGAAGCAACCACAAUAGAAACUCCCACUCCUGCGAGAAGAUCACAAAGAGAUGCAGCACAACAGGCUGAAGAAUUGCACACUGGGCUAAGGACAUUUGUGCGCCCCCGGAGGAUGUGAAAUAGUUUAAAUAGUGACUAUGAACAUUCGUUUCUAUUCGUUUAAUCUGCUAUUUGUUGAUUUUGAGUGAUUUCCGGUCAGUGGUUGUUACUGUAUUUAGUCUCGUCAUUGCAUACGUCAUUACUCGGGACAGUACUAAACACGUUUUUCGUUCCCGCUCAAAAACUCGCUCAACAUGACCGCCAUUUUUGUAACACUGUUGAACCAAAGUGAAAUAUAGUCGAGUUCCUAUCACUGUUGUAUCUCCUGCUUCCCCACACUAAGCGUUUGGAAAUUUUCAGUUCAUCAGAUUUUCAUCCCUAGGUUGAGUCGCGUUGACAGAUUGUAGAUUUGGGAAGAUUUUGGUCACAUGCUAGGCAACGAUGUUCAAGAAACAGAUAAAAUUUCAUUUCAAUCAGAUCAAAACAAUACGCUUUCACAUAGACAACAUUCACUUCUGAGUAUGUGAUAUUGAUGAUCAAUCUUCAAAGGCUUUUUAAACUUAAAGAAGAUAACUGGUGUUUAAAAAUUAAAUCUCAAGUAAAAUGUGUUUUGCUGUUAUUUCGUGUCCGUCAAGCCUCUGUAUCGCAGUGCAGUCCAAUACAGUAAAUGUUACACAGUAAAUGUUUUGUUUUCAUUAUUUUGUGUCCAUCAA
Messenger RNA from Orbicella faveolata, 6380 nucleotides. RefSeq lists its product as uncharacterized. The record is from RefSeq and is a predicted model, not a curated record. Lineage: Eukaryota; Metazoa; Cnidaria; Anthozoa; Scleractinia; Merulinidae.